Messenger RNA from Naegleria fowleri, 3078 nucleotides. RefSeq lists its product as uncharacterized. Gene Ontology annotation, molecular function: protein binding; chromatin binding. Gene Ontology annotation, cellular component: cytoplasm. Lineage: Eukaryota; Heterolobosea; Eutetramitea; Acrasida; Naegleriidae. The transcript has a single exon. The record is from RefSeq and is a predicted model, not a curated record. The coding region runs from base 1 to 3078 and encodes 1025 amino acids.
AUGUUGCAAUCGAAUCAUCAACAACAUUCAGGAAUUUCUCAUCAUGAUUACCAUGAGGAAUCUACCAUUCUCAAUAGUAGUACAUUAUCCUCUCAGUAUCAACCACCAUCACAACGUUCAAACUCAACACCCACAAAAGUCUACGGAGGAGGAACACCUAUUCCUUAUUCCGAUGAUCAUACAACACCUCAAGUAACACUACCUCAUCAACGAGGUAGUCGAUCAUCGAGUAGUAAUUUGAGUUCCUAUUCAACACAGCGAAUUCAAACAAAAAGUCCUCCUUCUGUAACGAGUACUGGUAGCGGAACUAAUUAUAAUGGUAUAUAUUCUCCAAAGACAUCUCCUUCUUCAUUCAAGGAAGAGAUUUCAAGUUCUGAGUGGACAGUGUUACCAACACAGAAUCAUGAUCAGUUAUUUCCUUUGGAAGGGCACGCUACUAUUUAUUGGGAACAAAGUUUGGAAGAUGAGGAUGAUUUGACACAACCAAAUCAAGUGACUUUAAAUAGAACCUUAAAUAUGAUUGUUUUAUAUGGAGGAACUGGACCAAUUCGUGGGAACACAAAUCAAAUUUAUUGUAUGGUUCCAAAACAUUCUGGAAAUAUUACUACUAGCUCAAGUACUCCCCACUUGCCAUCGUCGUCUUCACUGUCGACUGUACAACAAUGUAAAUUUCAAUGGGUGUCUCCUCCUACACAUUACAUACCUACGUAUAAUCCAACAAAUUCUCCAGUUAGUGAGCCAAAUGUAAUUCAGAAAAAGUCUUCAAAGACGAACGUGCUCACUGGAUCUCCCUCCAAUAGUGAUAGAUCUGGAUCAGCUUCUCCAAGACGCUCUUCUCUCGAAUCUCUUUAUAUAGAUGAUGGCUCUUCUGAGAUACCUCUAUUCAAGUCAAGAUAUGAUCACACGUUUGUUUUGUGUGGAAAUAACAAGGCAUACAUGUUUGGAGGUAGAAAUGGAAUGUUUUCAAAAACACCAUUGCAAGAUUUUAUUUUAUAUUCUCUCGAUAUGAACAUUGAAAAUCAAUUCACAUGGGAAAUAGCUCACAUCCCUCCUAAAUCAGACAGAGAACUCUCAUUCCUAAAACAAUCACAAAAAGACGUAACUGAUUUGUACAAUAGAGAGUCACCCUUACCUCGGUUUUGCCAUGCAUGUUGUGCAGUCAAUCAAAAACAGUCUGUUCUUCAACCCAUUAGAAGCAUAAGCUCCAUAUCCAACAGCGCAACAAAUCUCGAUACUGAAUCAGAGAGUGACUCCUUAUCAGAUUUGUCAGCAGGAGGAGUUCUUAACAAUAACAAUGCUGGAUACGGUGAGAGUACGACAAAUUCAUCAGGAAUUAGCUCAGGAUCAGCUCGGUUCAACAGUGAUGGAGGUGUUGUAUUGGAUUGUGCCAUGCUAUUAUUUGGAGGUGUUGCCAUCGUUGAUUACAGAUCUAAGAAGUGCAAGGAAACUAAUGAUUUUUGGAUGUUUAACUGCAAGGAACGAAAAUGGCUCUCAUAUCCUAGCAUCAUCCAACGAUAUUUCAAAAACUCGUCGAGUAUUCUUCAAUCCAAAACAUUAGAUGAUUCACAAUACAUGCAAGAAAUAUCUCUCUCGUCGAAUGGUAAUCAAGAAAAGAAAAGAGCUUCACAGACAUUAACGUUGCCCAACAAAAUGUCAAUACACAGUGCCUAUGUCCCUGAAGCAAGAUAUGGCCAUCAAAUGUGUGUGGUUUCUAAUUCAUUGGUUUUUGUUAUUGGUGGAGCUACUUAUGCAAAAGACAAAAUGUACAAAGAUAUUUGGAUGUUGUCUCUCAACACAUUUGAAUGGAGAAAAGUGAAUCUUUCACAUCACAAAUCGAAUGAAAGGUAUAUUCAGAAAAUUCCAAUUCGAUACUCUUCACACGUGGUCAUAGGAAGGAGAAUACUUUUGUAUGGUGGACAACUGUCAUAUGACACUGGAAAUUAUUUGAAAGAGUUGCUUUGUUUUGACACUGAAACGUAUACUCUCUCUGUCAUUGAAAAUAGUGUCUCUCCACGAUUUGAUACAGGACUUGUUAAACAAACCAUGAUUCUCUAUGGCAUGGAUAUUCUGAUCAUUGGAGGAAAGAGAGGUGUUUCCUCCUACAGAUAUAAUGACAAUGUCCAACAAUUUUCUCUCAAGCUACUUUCGAUGCCAAAGACAAACCAAAAGUUUCUUAGAGAAAAUACCAAACUGAAAAAGUCAAAUCAAAUUUUAAACCCUAAUGAGAUUGAUUAUCAGAUACAAAUUUUUGAGAGCGCAGAGGACGAGGAGGACGAAUUCUCUGCUGCUAAUGCUGUAAAAAUUCAAUUAAUUGCUCAAAUUUUAAUUAGCGAAAUGUCAACAAGCGAUUAUUCAAGAAAAGAGGCACUCAAGUACCUUGCAGAGUUUACACAAAUUGAUGUUGUAAAACAAUUAUUCAGAGAUCCAUCCAUACACAAAGCUUUGGCAACCAUCAUGCAAUCAGGCUCAAAAUCAGAUAUAAGACAAACCGCUAAAGUCUUAAUGCGUUAUUUCAAGGAUACAGACCAAGGAACAUUGCCAUUUAUCAUUGCUAGACAGGUUUUGAAAUUUAUAGAGAGCUAUCUCACUUUAAUUAACUCUCUUAUUCGUUUGGGAGAACCUAUCCGACAAACGUUACAUAUUGACUACUUGAACCUGUUUCAUCUGAUGUGUCAAAACUUUGAGUAUUAUGAGUCGCUUUCUAAGGAGAUUAUUUCAGUGUUUCAUCAAUGCUUCAAGAUGCACAACCCUCUCUGUAAAGCAUCACUCGAUGUUUUACAAUUAGCAAUUUCCUCAUUUUCCUUUUUAUCGCUCAAUGCCAUGCAUUUUGCAUCAAAGUGUGACAAGGACCUCUGUGCCACACUUCGCCAAUUCAUUGCACAAUCAGAAGAUGCAAAAGCAAAAGCUUUACAACAAAAGGAUAACAAGGAACUUCAAGGCUCCGUAAUGAAAUUGGAUGAACUUUUGAUGCGCCUCAAAGAAGCUCUCUCCAAACUCUCCUCUCGAAGCAAAACAAUUAAGAAGCAUCUAGGACGAACACUAAAAGGUCACAACGAUGAUGAUGACCUAGAUGUAUGA